Molecule: messenger RNA, 1545 nt
Organism: Fusarium sp. VM40
Lineage: Eukaryota; Fungi; Ascomycota; Sordariomycetes; Hypocreales; Nectriaceae
Source: the annotation of a GenBank genome assembly
AUGGCUGUGAUAAGCUUUGUGAAUCUCGCCCUGCUGGGUGUUGCGUAUGUUGUCUUUAGUGUUGUCUAUCAGAUCGUCAAAUAUCGCUUCUUCCACCCUCUCGCCGGAGUCCCUGGCAAUUUCUGGGGUAGUGUUACGCGACUAUGGAUCACGUACCAUAACGUCAAGGCCGAUGAGUGCCAGGUCUUCCAGGAACUUCACAAGGAGCAUGGACCUGUUAUUCGCAUCACACCUACGAUGGUGCUGGUCAGCGAUGCGACUCAACUUCCCAAAAUCUAUAACCGCUAUGCAAACAAGUCCAAGCACUACAUCACUGGCAGUUUUGGAAAGGAUGAGUCCCUCUUCAAUAUGCAAGACUCCAACAUGCACGCCAGGUACAGGAAGAUCGCGGCACCUCUAUACAGCUUCACCAACAUCAAGAAGAUGGAGCCCCUGAUUGAUGGCAACAUCAAGACGUGGAUGGAUAGACUGCACCGAGACUUUGCCUCGACUAACAAACCCUUUGACUUUGCUCCCUGGGCUGUCUUUAUGGCCUACGACAUCAUCUCGGAAGUUGGUUUCGGCGCUCCGUUCGGCUUUGUUAAAGAAGGUAAAGAUGUGGAGGGUCUUAUCCAGGGCUUCCACGAUGGCCUUACUCCCUUUGGAAUCAUGGCAAGGCUGCAUCCUUUCACCAACUGGGUCAAGAGUACUUUCUUGGGCAAGUACAUGGUGGCGAGUCCUGAGCAGGACUCUGGUAUUGGAACGUUGAUGCGGUUCCGUGAUCGUCUUAUUGCUCAGCGUUUCAAGGAUGUUGAGGAUGGUAAUACAAAGGGUCGUGUCGAUUUGCUACAGACAUUUAUUGAGGCUAGAGAUGAGGAUGAUAAGCCGUUGGACAUCAACUACAUCAAGGCUGAGAUUCUUCUUGUCCUUCUCGCUGGCGCAGACACAACAGGAACUGCCUUCCAAGCCCUGAUCAUCAACGUCCUCACCAACCCUUCCGUGUACAAGAAACUCCUCGCCGAGCUUGACUCAGCUACUGCCGCUGGAAACCUAUCUGAGAUGCCUCAGUACGAUGAAGUCGUCGAACACUGCCCUUACUACCUCGCCUGCGUCAAAGAAAGCAUGCGUCUCAACCCUUCCGCCCCCAACAUCUUCCCUCGUAUCGCUCCCCAAGGCGGCCUCGAACUCUGCGGCCACUUCGUCCCGGAAGGCACAGAGGUCACCUGUAACCCGUGGCUCGUGCACCGAGACCCCAAUAUCUACGGUGAUGACGCUGAGGUGUUCAAGCCUGAGCGCUGGAUGGAUGAGGAAAAGGCAAAGGAGUAUAACAAGUUUAACAUGGGCUUUGGGUACGGUACUCGUGUUUGCCUGGGACAAGAUAUUGCGAGGAUGGAGCUUUACAAGGGACCUUUGCAGUUCUUGAGGAGCUUUAAGAUUGAUUGGGUGGAUGAGUCGGAUAGGGGAACUUACGUGGUCAAGGGAGGUGUGAGUUACUUUGAGAACAUGAACAUCAGGAUCCAAAGGAGGGAGCCCGUAGCUUGGGAUAUAUGGCCAGAGAAGUACUGA